Molecule: messenger RNA, 2582 nt
Organism: Conger conger (European conger)
Lineage: Eukaryota; Metazoa; Chordata; Actinopteri; Anguilliformes; Congridae
Product: zinc finger protein 12-like
Exons: 2
Coding region: 193-1644 (483 amino acids)
Biological process (GO): regulation of transcription by RNA polymerase II
Molecular function (GO): DNA-binding transcription factor activity, RNA polymerase II-specific; RNA polymerase II cis-regulatory region sequence-specific DNA binding
Source: RefSeq, a predicted model, not a curated record
ACAGUCCAACAUUUGUUUGAUUGUGUACAUCAUUUACCUGGUGUACAUCGACCACACAAAUGUCUGCUAAUGCUACAAGCUACUUACACUUAAGUGCAGCUUCGUAUCUUUAACUGUUAGCGGUUCGCGUAUCUUAUUUUGCGGUUAUUUUGCGAUUCCAGGGGGUGGAGGUUGUUCAGCCAUUCGAAAAAAAUGUCGAACGAGAUUCAUUUCCAUACACAACUGACUUCCAUCAUGGAGAUAUUAACUAAAGCAGCUGUAGCAGAAAUCACCAAACUUGUUGACGAAAGUUAUGCCGUUUUACGUUUCCAAGUGUACAGAUGUCAAAACGAGAAAGACUUGCUGAAGAGAAAACUGCAACUGGCUGAGCGCGAGCUGCGCUUGGCACGAGGAGCCAGGGCGCAUGGGUGUUCGAAUGAAAGUGUUCCUGUUGGACUUCAGGUGUUCAGGGGCAUAUCAGAUGUAGAAGGUGGUGCUGAUUAUGGACAGAAACCUCCCUUUGAACAGAAGCUGUUUGUGAAGGACUGUCACUCAGAAUGCACACCUGAAGGAGGCGAACAGGUAACACCACCCACACCUGCUGCAGAGGAACUGGUAACACCGCCCACACCUGAAGGAGAUGGGAAGAAAUCAGACACAGAGCCCACACCUGUAGGAGACCCAGAGGAGCUGAGUGAGCAGCACAGGUGUGGACACGGUGAUGAGGAGCUCAGUGGACUGGAGUUUGUUGUGAAGGCAGAGCAAGAGGAAGAGCAUGUAGCCCAGACAGGAUGUGAACAUAAUGCAGGAAGACUCAACAAUCUGGGCUCUGAGUAUGUAAUGUAUGAGAGAGACAGUCAGCUGUGGACUUCCUUUACCCAAGAGGACAGUGACCUAGAGACUGAUGAUCCAGUUUGUUCUAAUGCUACAGAACAUUUCUCACAGAAUCUGCCAAUUCACGCACAGCUUCAACAUGCUCCUGCCACCAUGGAAGUCUCUGGAAACACACUGCCCUCCUUUGGGGCUUCAUAUGUUGAGGAGUUUGAUAAGAUGGGUGAGAAGCCGUCUGCUUGCAGUGAGGAGCUCAGAUCAGAGGCCAUUCACACACAGCAGGGUCAGUACAGAGAGAGACUUGUGCACACAGUGGAGAGAGAGAAUCAGACAUUACUGCCCCAGCAGCAGCAACAUGGACCCUCAGUAAAACACAUGAGAGGCAGUGAGAGCCCAGCCCAGCCACACUCAGGCUCUCAGUAUGAGACCAGCUCUACUGAGAUGGGCAAGACCAAUGGACAAACUGACUUUGGAAAGAAACCGUUCAUUUGUACACACUGUGGGAAGGGUUUCGCUUAUUUCAGUUGCUAUAAAGUACAUCUGCGAAGUCACACCGGGGAGAAACCAUACGGCUGUACACAGUGCGGAAAGAGGUUCACUCAGCAAAGCAAUCUCACCAAACAUGAGAGUGUUCACGGUGGAAAUAAGCCAUUUCACUGCUCACAGUGUGGGAAGAGUUUCAGAUAUCGCUCCAUCCUAACGCUUCACCUGCGAAUUCAUUCUGGCGAGAGACCUUUCCACUGUGCACAGUGUGGAAAGAGUUUCGCUCAGUCCUCCCAUUUUAAGAGACACCAGCGAUCUCACGUGGGCAAGAAACCAUAUGGCUGUUUUUGAGAAGUUUUGACUGCUCAAAGUUUGACUCCACAAUUUUUAACCUCAACAUUUACAUUCAAAUUCCCACCCAAUGGGUGAAUAAUUGUUCUGCACCUCAUAAAUUCACUUUGUAAUCUUGGACUAUUGUCAGAUCGGAGAGAACUUUAAUGCUGUUUUUAUGCAACAAAUAUUCAUAAAUGUCUCAUAUAUUGGGUUGUCUAUUUGAAGAAUUUAAUUUUAGUGGAGAGAAAAUCAUCUGCCAAUCUUGGGUUACUCAAACUGGGCCAAUACAGUUGGUCAGCUCAGCAUUAUUGCUCAAUAGCGCCUCCUCUGGCCAGUUGGCUGCCUGCACCAUUGAUAUAGUCAACAAGAAGUGGAGACCACUUCCGCUUACUGGUUCCAUGGAGGCUUACUCAUGUCUUAUUCUGGGCUUUUUUUGGAACCUGAACGUGCGCACUGGGGGCUGUGUUUGGCACUGGAGCAUGUGUACUGGGUUCCCUUAAAUGGGAGUGGGGGAUGAAUAGGAAACAAAAUCAUAUAUCUUCUUCUGUGUGGCUCGGAAAAUAAAUCUCUACCUGGUGAGUAAUUACUUCAAUGUGAAGAAAAGUACUAUCCACAAUAGUAUAAUUUCACCGGGGCAAUCGCAUAGUUCUGAAUGGACUUCAAUUGGGAAGUCCAUUCAGAGGGGGGGGGGGGCGGCCAAUCGCCGGUCCCCUGGCUGACACCAGUUCUGACCUUGAAAACAAAACUAUUUUAUGUUAUUUUGAAAGAGGUAACCAACUGACAUUGUGAAGAGAGAUUCUGAUCUGAUUUCCAGACGACCUUGAUGAAAACAUCCCGCUGCACAAGUUUCAUAACAGAGUCCUGUGUGUGUGUGUGUGUGUGUGUGUGUGUGUGUGUGUGUGUGUGUGUGUGUGUGUGUGUGUGUGUGUGUGUGUGUGUGUGUGUGUGUGUGUGUG